This is a messenger RNA of Scheffersomyces stipitis CBS 6054, 897 nucleotides long. RefSeq lists its product as uncharacterized. Lineage: Eukaryota; Fungi; Ascomycota; Pichiomycetes; Serinales; Debaryomycetaceae. Bases 1 to 897 code for a protein of 298 amino acids. The transcript has a single exon. The record is from RefSeq and is a predicted model, not a curated record.
AUGUCAUUUGUGAAUACGAAACAACAGCGACUCAUAGAAGAUUCUGUCACAAACCAUGUCAAGUACUACGACAAAAUCACAGCCAACUACUUAAAGUUGAGACAGUCGAUCUUUAAGUUAAACGCAUCGAUUACCAAACAGUUGUCCGAAGAAAACAGCAUUGUUUCCGAUGAGAACAAGGUCGAGGUCUACCAGUUACGAUUUGAACUCGACAGAGCCAUAGAGGCAUACACUUCACAUCUACAGGAGUUGGAAAGAAACCUUGUAAUAGCUAAAGAUAUAAAGCCACCGUACAGAAGUGAGGCUAAUAGCGAGUUCAAGACGUUACAAGAAAAGGAGCAGCAGUUGACGGAAGAAAUCAAGGAUAUCCAGGAAGUUCAGAAACCACGCUUGGACAAGAUGAUGCUGUUGGUUAAAAGUUUUGAUUCUAAUAGCAAAAGUAAUACUGCCAGGGCGAUGAACCCCUAUAGACUCCGAGACUUGGACAAGAAUGAGAAAGUGACAGAAGUAGAUUUACGUAACUUGUUAUUCACCCACGAAGAGAUUGUAACACUUUUUGACGACGUCACUGUGAAUUUAAAAAAUGGAAAUGAAAACGAAGACCAUUUCAGCUUGAAGGCUCAGGCUAUCGAGCAAUUGAACAAUAACAAGAUCUUUGAAAAGGUGGCCGAUCUGAAAUACUAUUAUAAAUUGCAUAGGUCACAGCUUCGUGACGUUUCGGCAUCGAUGGCAGUCCACGACUAUGACGAACUCAUAAACACCACGAUAGCAGAGAUAACAGCUCUUACCAAACAAGGAAAUGACAAGAAAGAGAACUGGAACAAAAAUGCUCACAAAUUGGAGGCAAUCAAGAAUCUUUUAGAUGAUAUGGAUUUAGAGAUGGAUCUGUCGAUGUAA